This is a messenger RNA of Theobroma cacao (cacao), 483 nucleotides long. The record is from RefSeq and is a predicted model, not a curated record. NCBI's taxonomy places the organism in Eukaryota, Viridiplantae, Streptophyta, Magnoliopsida, Malvales, Malvaceae.
AUGGUUCAACGGCUGACAUACCGCACGCGCCACAGCUACGCUACCAAGUCCAACCAGCACCGUGGGAAACUUGUGUACCAGACCACCAAGAAGAGAGCUAGCGGACCCAAAUGUCCUGUUACUGGCAAAAGAAUCCAAGGGAUUCCUCACUUGAGACCUGCCGAAUACAAGAGGUCUAGGUUACCCAGGAAUAGGAGGACUGUGAACCGUGCCUAUGGUGGCGUGCUAUCUGGUGGUGCAGUCAGGGAGAGGAUCAUACGGGCCUUUUUGGUUGAAGAGCAGAAGAUUGUGAAGAAGGUUUUGAAGAUUCAGAAGACCAAGGAAAAGCAGGCAUCAAAGAGCUAAAAGAUGAGACAGAAGCUUUUUCAAUUUUACUUUGUUUCAAUUAAAUUUUGACUUGAAGAGAUGAUGAUUGUGCGCAUUAUUAUUGCGAGUUGUUUGUUUAAACGUGAAUGAGCAUUUAAUUUUUUGUUGGAAUCUUUA